Cornus florida is the source of this 2163-nucleotide messenger RNA. Its product is annotated as mitochondrial inner membrane protease ATP23-like. The transcript is spliced from 3 exons. The record is from RefSeq and is a predicted model, not a curated record. Gene Ontology annotation, cellular component: extrinsic component of mitochondrial inner membrane. The annotation marks the transcript as partial. Gene Ontology annotation, molecular function: metalloendopeptidase activity. Gene Ontology annotation, biological process: mitochondrial protein processing; mitochondrial proton-transporting ATP synthase complex assembly. Lineage: Eukaryota; Viridiplantae; Streptophyta; Magnoliopsida; Cornales; Cornaceae.
UUAUUGAAGGAACAUUUGGAGAAAUCUGGAUGCAGUAUUGGGGAUAAGUUCAUCAAGGCCGUUCAUUGUGACAAGCAUAUCAGUGGCGGUUACGUCCGGGCCGAGGGGAUAGUGGUAUGUAGUAAUCACAUGAACAUUCAAGAUGAGGUCAAUCAAGUUGUUAUUCAUGAGCUCAUUCAUGCAUAUGAUGACUGUCGUGCUGCAAACUUGGACUGGUAUAAUUGUGCUCAUCAUGCCUGUAGCGAAAUUCGUGCUGGUCAUCUAAGUGGUGAUUGCCACUACAAGCGGGAAUUGUUGCGUGGUUUUGUGAAGAUAAGAGGUCAUGAGCAAGUGAUUUCAUUUUCUUUAAAAAAAUUAUAAAGUUAUAUUACGAAUCUGCUUUCUGAACAUCCACCAUUUUGGAAGGCAAACUUGUCAAUCUAAUCUCUCGCUAAGCUUAUGAUGUACUUUAGUUUAUUAGCAGAUACACAUAUAUUUCUGGUGGGUACCCCAUCAACAUAUAUUCAUUACACAAGUUAUAUAUACAGUUAUGUAAAGUUAAUGAGAAAAAGAAGCAACUUUAGAGAGGUGGGAGUUUAAUGUUUUAAGAUUCAGGACUUCUAGUUUUUCUUCCUCCCUCCCCAUCUUUAAUUCAAUGUUUAAUAUAUUGAUUCUUUUUUUAAGAUUUAAGCUAAUUUUAUGUUUUUCGACAAUUUUUAAACCUAUUCUUUAUUUUCAAUUAAAAUUGCAAUUAGUAAGAUAUGCAGUAGUACUCUUUUUCAGCCAUGGUUUAUUCUCUUUUUCCAGAAAAGCAGAAAACACAUAUUGUUGAAAGUGACUAAAAUAUUCUUGGCAUCCCUAUUGGGUGGAUUUUUGUACAUAUCUUUUCAUCUAUUUUUCUCUCUUGUCAAAGGCAAAGCUAUGCAGUAGUGCAGUACAUGCACAUGCUACGUAUUUCUGAAUAAAAUGUCACCUGUGAAUUUAAAAGGACAUAGCUGUAUGAUUCUAGAAUGGGCAAAGUUUGGAAAGAAGUGGAUCACAACACAACUGAUUGUUUCGUGCAUUGGGUUUUAGAUGCAAAGCAUUUAUUCAUCUCACCAUUAGCCUUUGCACUUGUGUUUCUUUGAACUGUGUGUGCUUGUCUGCAUGUUAGAUUUGCAUAUGAUAGUUGCACUAUUUUAAAUAACUUUUCCUUUUCAGUUAAGGAAGUGAGAGUAAAAUAAUCAUUUGAGAAGGUAAUUUUGGGUUAUUUUUUCCUUGCAAAGUCUUGAGAGCCAAUGAUCACCUCCUCUUUGAAGGAAUCACAUCAAAGGCAAUUCAAUACUGUACGACCAUGGUUUCAAGAUCAAAAAUCAAAUUUGUUAUUUGUUAUUUGUUAUUUUUAUUUUUAUUUUCUUUCUCUAGGUAAUCGCACACACCCAUUUGUCCAAUUGCACGAGGUCAUUUACACUUUAAAUUUAUAACUUAGCCUGAAAAAAGGUUAGAUAUAUCUUGCUUACUACUUCUAAUUAUUUCAUUCCUACCGUAUUUUAUUUUGUUUUUCUCUAAUAUUGUUCAUGUGUUUUGUUUUACAUGAGGUCAUUUACACUCUAAAUUUGCAGCUUAGCCUGAAAAAAGGUUAGAUAUAUCUUGCUUGAAUUAAAUUUGUGGACGGUGUCCCUUGUUAAAUGAAUUUUGUGGACGGUGUCCCUUGUUCAAAUGAAUUUUGUGAGCGGUGUCCCUUGUUGAAUUAAUUUUGUGGGCGGUGUCCCUUGUGUAUAUUGUGUUUUGGAAUUUUGGAAAUGUCAAUUUUUAAGGGGAAAUCAUGCCGAAUUUUUUUAAAAAAAAAAAAUCAAAAAAAUUGAAUUUAACUCUGCUUUAUAUUUUAUGGAAUGUCCAGUGGGAUUGAUAGGAAGCAUUCUCCAGCUGCUGCAACUCCAGGAAGCUAGUGAUCUCUAAGUUAAUAAAAUGGAGGCCUAUGCAAGUAUAAAGAAGUGGGUGUACAUUUUAUGGAAUGAAUAUUAGUGAUCUCCAGUUUUGUGUACAUUUUAAGUAAGUGUAAUGAAGCGUGUGUGUACACACAUACUAUUUUUAAGGAAUGUCUAGCUCCUUAUAUGUGGAAGUAUAGAUGUGAAUGGUGCAACACUCAAGUUUUUAAGAUUGUGAUGUACAAAGCAAAACUAUAAGUGGAAGUAUAUAUGUGAA